CUUUUCUCAGACCGCGGGCGAUUUGGCAACUUCGACGCAGGCAGGAUUGGAAGGUUUCGCUGUGUGUGCGUGUCCGUGUGUGCGUGUAUGUGUGGGUGUGUGUACGGCGAACCCAUGCCUGCUAAGUGCAAACAGUCUUUUCGUGGCCGCGUAUUUCAUGGAUCUUAUUGAAGACAGCUCUACAGACUUUGAUUUUCUUUUUGCCAGUAUAAUGGGACUCUUGGAUGUGAUGAUCAAGUGAUUUAAGCUGGUGUGUGUGAUGGCGGAGCUUCCAUCUGGUCUUUUGGAGGCGUGUGUAGUCAUCGGAGCCUCAAGUGAUAAACUUCGCGAGAUAUACCAGCUUCACCAGCAUGGUAAUUCCAAAGAACUCCCCCUGCUGGAAGCCGAGGUACUGCAGGUCCAUGCCCCGCCUUUUGUUUCUAAGGAGACCAGCUCCAGCCAGGCGAUUGGUCCAGCUUUCAGUCGUGUCCAGAGGAGGAGGAGCUUCAUCAAGAAGAAAAAACGAGAUCGUCCCGUGGAUGAUCCGGUUAAUGGAGAAUCGGCAAAAAAUGCUGAGGCAUCGUCCACCAACGACGACAUCAGUGUUCCCAAGGACCUCGACCUCAUCGCCCUACCUCAGCUCUGUUUCCCUGGUGGUCUCCAGCUAGCCACUGAGCAGAAAGAAGACUCUUAUCACUUCCUGGUCUUCACAGACCUGUUUGGGAAUCGAACCCACGGAGUGGUCGUGCAGCAUCACAGAUCUGUACAGAUGUCUCAUGAAAGCAGUGCCCAGAAUGGCAGCAUCCAAAGGAGAAACUCGUUACGCCUCUACGCUCCCUUCGCUAUCUGCAUCAUCUCCAAGUUCCCUUACUACAACGCCCUGCGAGACUGCCUCUCCUGUCUGCUGGUCCAGUUGCGGCUGGGCAGGCAGUCAGAGUUUGAGGAGACGGUGAAGGAGGUUUCUGCCAAGCUGUCACUGGUACCCCUCCCUCCUCCUGGUCAGCUACACGUGUCGUUCAGUCUGCGCCCCCUCCAGAUCGUCCUCCCGUCCAGAGAGGCCCAGGACAGACCGGUGAUCGACAUCAACCUCCACCUGCCUCUGCUCUGCUUCACAGACGCCAUGCUGCUGCAGGUCCUGUCCUGCCUCCUACAAGAGGAGAAAGUGGUUCUGUUCUCCUCUGACUGGGCUCGACUCACUCUUGUGGCAGAGAGCCUUCUGCUGUACCUGCAGCCUCUCUCCUGGCAGCAGCCCUACGUCCCUGUCCUGGCCAAAGGCAUGCUGGACUUCCUCAUGGCUCCCACCGCCUUCCUCAUGGGCUGCCACGUCAGCCAUAUUGAAGAGGUCGCCGCAGAGACAGACGACCUGAUCCUGGUGAACAUUGACGACGGCAGCAUUCAGACCUCGUGGGCGGAGCAAAUGGUCCUUCCCUGCAUCCCCCUGGCUGCUGCCGAGUGCUUUGCAUCACGGACGGAGAGUCUCCAGCUGCACUACGACCUGGAGCUGUGCCACGCGGGCGCGGGCACGGACGCCAACGAGCGGCGGGCCCACCGCAGGGACUGGCAGCACCGCCUCAACACCCAGAUCCAGAACAUCGCCCUGGAACUGGUGCUCAACAUCUUCAGGGAUGUCCAGGACUACCUGAACUACGAACACAGAGUGUUUAACAGCGAAGAGUUUCUGAGGACCAGGGAACCCGGAGAACAGACUUUCUACAAGACGGUAUUAGACACCCACAUCUUCCACUCCUUCCUGAGGGACAGACUGAACAGGAAGAUCGACGCCUACAGCCGCAUGGAGAUCAACACACGUAACAGUGCGCCCAGGAACCGAGUCAUGACGGAUUCCCCGCGCCGGCCCCCCAUGUCGGAGCUGUCCCGGAGCGGGUACAGCGGCCCCGAGCACCGGCUGAGCAGGAGGCUGGGGGCCAGCCUGCCCAACCUGGACCAGUCCCCCGCCGACAGCAUGAAAGCCCUCAACUCCCACAGGCUGGCCUCACUCCGCAAGAUCACCCCAGACACUGGUCUGAAGUUCAACCAGAAGCCGGUGAAGGUGUUCCGGCUGCCAGAGUUCCCCCCUCCUCUGGCCUACCACUACGUCCAGAACUACUACCAGGACAUGGUGGUUUCCCUGGGGAAGGCAAUCAGCGCCACACCGCCGGAUGACUCCUCCCUGCUAGCCAGGUACCACUACCUGCGGGGCCUGGUCAACACGGUGUCCAACAAGCGUCUGGACGCCCUGGAGGACUUCCAGAGUCUGUACAAGACGGACGCAGAGAUCUUCCCCCCUCAGAUGGUCAAGGCCCUGGUGGACUCCCUGCCCGCCAGCGAGCGAGCCCAGGCAGAGAAGCGGCCGGAGCUGAAGCACUUCAUCAGCCGCAUCAAGCGGGAUCAGGAGCGGGAGCGGUCCCGCAGCGACAACAACGACGAGGAGGGCGCCAUCAAGCGCUUCAAGCUGCCCAAGAAGCACAUGCAGCUGGAUGAGUUUGUCAAGUGUGUGCAGGAGUCCGGCAUGGUGAAGGACCAGGACACCAUCCACAGCCUGUUUGAUGCCCUCACCGUGGGCCAGCAGAAGCAGGUGGGUCCUGAUCUGUUCAGGGUCUUCUACACCAUCUGGAAGGAGACGGAGGCUGAGGCCCAAGAGGUGUGUCUCCCGUCCUCGGUGCUGGAGCACCUGGAGCCCAGUGAGUGCGUGUUCAAGCUGUCGUCGUCGGUGAAGACCAGCCGCGGUGUGGGCAAGAUCGCCAUGACGCAGAGACGCCUCUUCCUGUUGACGGACGGUCGCCCCGGUUACGUGGAGGUGGCCCAGUACAGGGACAUAGAGGAUGUGAAGGUGUCCUCGGCCCCCCUCAUGCUGCUGAGGAUCCCCAGCCUGAAGCUGCGCGUGCGGGGCAGGAAGGACGCCUUCGAGGCCAACCUGAAGACGGAGGCGGAGCUCUGGAACCUCAUGGUGAAGGAGAUGCGGGCGGGCCGAAGCAUGGCCGACCUGCACAAGGAUCCCCAGUACAUGCAGCAGGCCCUGACCAAUGCCUUGCUCAUGGACGCCGUGGUGGGCAGCCUACAGAGCAACAAGGCCAUCUACGCUGCCUCCAAACUAUCCCACUUUGACCGCAUAAGGACGGAAGUGCCGAUGAUGGUUCCCCAGACGACGGCGGAGGUUCUGAAACACAAGAUCAACCCUUCCCUGGAGCUCACUACCCCUCACGCUGUAGACGUUCUGCUGUACACACCAGGUCAGCUGUGGGUGUCGGUGAGCGGGGGUAAGGUCAUGGUGUUCGAUGCCUCCACCUGGUCCAUCACACACACCUGUCUCCAGGUCGGAACCGCUAGACUGAACUGCAUGCUGGAGGUGGACUCGGACCAGGUGUGGAUGGGCUCUGAGGACUCUGUGAUCUACAUCAUCACCGUGGCGACCAUGGUGUGCAACCGACAGCUGACCGAGCACCGGACCGAAGUCACCGGCCUGACCCUGGGAACGGACAAGUACAGCCAGAAGGUGGCGUACUCGUGCAGUGCAGAGGGCAAUGUCAUGCUGUGGGACUUGGCUACGCUACAGGUGAGGAAACAGUUCCGUCUGUCCUGUGACCGCCUGCUGUCCGUCUGCAAUCACAACGGAGGCCUUUGGUGCUGCUCUAGGGACAGUAUCAUGGAGGUGUGGAGGAACGGUUCCCUGAAGCACCGCAUGAGCCUCCCUGAGCAGCUCAAAGGAGCCGGCACUGCCUUCAGCUCCAUCCUGCUGCUACCUGAGCUGGAGGAGUUGUGGAGCGUGUGCAUGGACUCGGGGGAGGUGUGUGUGUGGCACAUCAAGGACGCUACCAGACCCUACCACCGGGUGGAGCUGCAGGACUGUAGUGGCUGUUUCUGCAUGAUCAGGGUUAAGAACCAGGUGUGGAUCGGGGGCAUGGCCCGCAGCUCUCUGAAGGGUAAGGUGUACAUCCUGGACGCGGAGCGCCACCUGGUGCUGAAGGAGCUGCACGGCCACGCCGACCGCGUCACCGCGCUCUGCUCCGCCGAGGACCGCUACGCCCUCAGCGGCGCCGGGAAGCUCGAUGGCAAGGUCGCCAUCUGGAAGGUGGAGUAGGCGGAGCCUGAGGGAGGCUCGCCACUGCCAGAGAUAGGUUCGGGGGAAGCAUUGUGUGAGGACCUCCGUACCAGAGAGCCUUUCCUUGUGGGGACGCAGACUAAACAGUGGGAGAACGCUGGGCAUGAAGGCCGGGAGCCUCCCUCUUGUGGAUGUACCUGGGAUGAAACGUUCCUCGUUCCAUCCAGGACCGGGGUCAGGACCUGGGUAAUGAGGACUUCCUGUCAUGAAUGGAUAUCCUCGUUGGGACUUCACAGAGUACAGGACCCCUGGGAAUGACGGCAAGGAGAACCAUGAUCACACACACAUCUCAUCACUCAAAUGGGGACGUUGGAAUUUUCUCAUCCAAUAACGUCCCAUUCAAUACACGUUUGUGUAUUGAAUUGAGAUGUUUGUUGAUAUAAACUGGAAGUGUACAAAAGGAGAACGGCUUGUUCGGAUAAUUCAAGCAAGUGUUUCUGACUUUAAUGGAACAAAAAAUUAGGAAGACCUUUCGGAUCUUUUAGUUAAAGAAAACCGACGUUAAGCGUGUUACUACAGAAUCAAUGGUGAUCGACAACUUCUCACUAUAGCGACGACAUGCACAUGAACAGACCAGUAUUACCGUGUGUGUGUGUGUGUGUGUGUGUGUGUGUGUGUGUGUGUGUGUGUGUGUGUGUGUGUGUGUGUGUGUGUGUGUGUGUGUGUGUGUGUGUGUGUGUGUGUGUGCGUGCAAGGGGUUGUAUGCGUGCAAGGGGUUGUAUGCGCGUGUGCGUGCGUGCGUGCGUGCAAGGGGUUGUAUGCGCGUGUGCGUGCGUGCGCAUACAACCCCUUUAUGUACCAAAGAUGUGCCAAAAUAAGAUGUCAAUAAAUUUAUAUUUUACAAAAAAUAAUUAUAUAUUAGGAACAUGAGUAUUACAACACAUGAUUCACAAUGAAGGUAAAAUCAGCUUUGGCCUAUUUUAUAAUUCAUUAAAAACCCACCUUUAAAAAGAUUUACAACUUUUUGACCACAAACUACUUCGAUAUGCAAUGCAAAAUGAAUGAGGAUGUUUGGCUUGAAAUUGCUGCAACUGAUGGAACAUUCCUUUUUCAAACGAUUCCAAUGAAUUGAAGGCUUAAAGAAUGACCUUAUGAUAACAUUAAAAUGGCUGCCAUACUAUCAGUUAUCAUUAAAAAAGAUUUCCCCUCACUGAAGUUGAACUCAAAAACGUCCAUCGUUGCAUUGUAUACAUUUGUUAGUUAUAUAAUAUUUAUGUUAAGGCUCAAUAGGGCCAAAUAACUUUUCCAUUCUGGCUUUCAACAUAUUUUCGUAUCGAGAACAAACUGCUUUUAAGUGAAAAAGGUGGUUAAAGUAUUUCUGACAAGGCAAUGUGAAACAUGACCAGUUAACAAAACGUAAUGCUGACCAACAACUAGAAUCUUUUUCAAACAAUGGCUUUUAUGCUUUAAUAUGUGAUUUCGGUAGACUUAAAUACUUAUCAUUUAUUGUUACGCCAUUUUCUGUCGGGCUACUUUAUUCUACUUUAAAUGCACAUUUUUAUUUACCAUUUGUUUCAUCUUGCACUUAAACUUCACAACUGGAGCCUUAAAUCAAACACUUCCAUUGUAUUAUAUUUUUUCUUUAAUCCAUUUAGCAUAUAUGGAACACUACGUUGUCUUUAAUAUAUCAAACUGUUUUGAUGAAGGGCAUUGUUUUAUUGCAACAUAUUUAUAAACUGCACAUGUAUGUUUGUGUUUUAGAUUUAUAUACUCCAUGUGAUUUAGGUUGGUGAGGUGACACACUUCACUUGUAACGUAUAAGUUAGUUAUCGAUGAGUAUUAUAGCCCAAAAUAAGAUUUCAGUUUUACUUUAUCCUCGUUUUAUUCAACCUUUGUAUUGUACAUAAUAAACAAGCCAUUUGACAACCCUUUACACAUUCUACUUUGUGUGUCAAUAUUCCAGCAUUAAUCAAACGUUUCUCUCAGUUGAGUUUGCUGAUGAAUUCCUAAUGUAAUCAAAUUCCCUCAAUCUACUAACAUUGGGAAGGGGCCACCGCUGUACCUAUCCCCGUUCACCAGAGGAGGGCGCUGCCAUGUCUAUUAACGCCUCCGAUCUUGCCCAAGAGGGACUCGACGGAUCCAAUUACGCGACAUAUACCGAAUUACUUUAAAUUAAGA
Messenger RNA from Gadus chalcogrammus (walleye pollock), 6196 nucleotides. RefSeq names its product DENN/MADD domain containing 3a (gene dennd3a). Lineage: Eukaryota; Metazoa; Chordata; Actinopteri; Gadiformes; Gadidae. The transcript has 31 exons. Gene Ontology annotation, biological process: regulation of Rab protein signal transduction. The record is from RefSeq and is a predicted model, not a curated record. Gene Ontology annotation, molecular function: protein binding. Gene Ontology annotation, cellular component: cytoplasmic vesicle. Bases 260 to 4057 code for a protein of 1265 amino acids.